CAACUCCGUUAGCCGGCCAGCGAAGUAGCACGUGCAAAAGAGAGCCAAAGGAGGCCAUUGAAUUUGAAUUUUAAAAUCUGAUUUUGAAAACAUUUUUAUUCACACAAAAAGGAAUAAAAUGUCAGCGCUUUCCGCCCACAAAGGGAAAGGCGCUCUGCGGCCAAAGACAAGCAAAACUAACGGUACCAAUGCCCAAAAUGGAGUCAGAUCACAGUCAAAGUCUAAAGUGAAGUCUAAAACACAAUCUGAAGAGCCGGCUGAUACUGAUUUCGAUAAUAUGGAUCCCGAGACAUUGGAUGACUUGGUCAAUGAGCUAUUUGAUAAGAAGAAACAGCUGACAGUCUCCCAGAAACAACAAAGAGAGAAACUGCAGGCGUAUAUGAUGGCUCAAUUGGAGGGUUCCAGCAGCGCUAGCGACGACGACGACGAAGACGACGGUGAAGGUGAAGAUGAUAAUGACAGUAAUAGCGAUGAGGAUGAAUCGGGAUCAGAGUCGGAUGCGACUUCAGCGGAUGAUAGCUUCUCCAGUGACGACAAUGAUGAUGACGAUAGCGGUGACGAAGAUGGUAGCGAUAGCGGUGGUAGCGAUAGCGAUCUUAGCUUUGAAGAUGAUAGCGAUUAUGAAGAUAGCCAUUCCACUGAAGAUUUAACCGAGUAUACGAUUAACAGUGAGAAUUCGUCAGUAGAACCAACUCCACCCAAACGUCUAAAGGCUGGCGACAAGCGUCCUUGUUCAACCCAGGAGGAGGAGGAGUCGGAGGAUGAUAAUAAUAACAAACCAACUGCCAGAAAACUCCAAAUGGGAGAAUCUGCUACCAAUGGUCGCAUCCAACAGCGCAAAAGUAUGGUCGAGCCAGCUACCACCUCCAAGCCCGCAUCCUGCCCUUUGACACGUAAAUCGUUGCCAGCUAAUGGAUCAGCGGCCAAGUCCUGCCCAUUGCCACCAAAAAAUCAAAAGCAAUCGGCAGCAGCUAAAUCGUGUCCAUUGCCACCCAAGGAAAAGAAGUUAUCAUCAGGAGCAGUAGCUAAGUCCUGUCCGUUGCCACCUAAGAAUGAGAAGCCCUCAUCCUCGGGAGCAUCUUGUCCCCUACCCAGCAAGACUAGCAAGCAGGUUCAACCACGUGUUUGCCAACUAUCAGAUAAACCCAAGUCAUCUUCCAGUCAGUCGACUCAAAAACGUUCUAAAAAUGAAGCAGCUGAAGGCGCUACGGACACAAAUGGUCGUCAGGAGGCCCACCGUCAAAAUAGCAUUGAGGAGGGUAGACGCAUUCUAAGUUGGGUGCUCAAUCCAAUCAAGCCGGAUGAUUUUUUCAAAGACUUUUGGGAGAAAAACGCCUGCCAGGUGCAGCGGAAUGCUCCUACAUACUUUUCCGAGCUGAUCUCCUUUGAGAUGAUCGAUCAGAUGAUGUUAAAGCAUCAUCUCGAAUUCACCACCAACAUUGAUGUAACCAGCUACAAGGAUGGUCGCCGAGAGACUCUCAAUCCCGAAGGUAGAGCCAUGCCCCCAACUGUUUGGGGCUUCUAUGGCGAGGGCUGCAGCAUACGGAUUCUGAAUCCAUCCACUUACUUGCCCGGCCUGCGCACCAUGUGCAGUCUCAUGCAAGAAUUCUUUCAUUGCCUUGUGGGGGCCAAUGUGUACUUGACUCCCCCAAAUAGUCAGGGAUUUGCGCCGCAUUUCGAUGAUAUCGAGGCCUUUGUCUUGCAAGUGGAAGGACGCAAACGAUGGCGUCUGUACAUGCCGCUACAGCCAAGCGAUGUAUUAGCUCGUGAAUCAUCCGGCAACUAUACACCUGACCAACUGGGCGAACCCAUUUUCGAUGAGGUCCUUAAGCCGGGAGACGUUCUUUAUUUCCCGCGGGGCACCGUCCAUCAGGCUAUUACGGAGAAGAAGCAUCAUUCAUUGCACAUCACGCUGAGUGUCUAUCAGCAGCAGGCCUAUGCCAAUCUUCUGGAGAAGCUAAUGCCCAUGGUAUUACAGAGUGCCAUUAAGCACAGUGUGUCAUUGCGACGUGGCCUGCCGCUGCACACAUGGCAGCACCUGGGAAUAGCACAUGGCGCCACUAAGUGCUCAUCUCGCUCGCAACUCAUCAAGGGUAUACAGGAAAUGGUCCAGCAACAUCUGACACCUAGUGAGAAUCAAAUUGAUGCCGCCGUGGAUCAACUGGCCAAGCGUUAUCAGCACGAGGCACUUCCGCCCACCAUUCUGCCCGAGGAGAAGUUACGUACUGUGUUUGGAUCGCGCAGUGCCACCGAUGCCCAUGGCAAAUGCCUCUGUGACUAUGAGCUAACUGAAGACACUUCGAUUCGUUUGCUACGAGCCAAUAUCCUUCGUCUGGUGGUCGAUGAGACUCAUCUACGUGUCUACUACUAUGUGGACAACGCCCUGGAGUAUUGCAAGUAUGAAGCCAAUUUUAUGGAAAUUGAACCCACCGAAGCAGCUGCCGUCGAGACUCUAAUGCACGCCUAUCCGGCCUAUGUAAAGAUCUCUAUGCUUCCUCUGCGGAAACCAGAGCGACGCAUUGAAGUGGCUACAGCCCUUUGGGAGCGUGGCCUCCUGAUGACUGAAACACCAUUCAAGUAGAUUGGCCGCCACUCGUCUUUUCUUCUGUUCGUUUUCCAACGGAAGAUAAUGUCGAGAAGGCUCGCCAGCACGCACACCAGUUUUAUUCAUGAAUAAUCGUUUUUUUUUUUUUUUUGUUUUCUUUUCGUUCUUUUGAUUUUUGUAAUUUAUGUCCUGGUCAACUCGGCUCAUAAAAAGCUUGUAAAUUUUUGUGCCUUAGCUUUGUUAGUUGUCCUGCGAGCAUAAAAGGGAAAUUCUCCUCUCACAUCAUUUGUUGUUAACCUCUAAACACAUAUAUAAUAAUAAAUAAGAUAUCAGACACUUCUGGUUUAAACAAUAA
Molecule: messenger RNA, 2900 nt
Organism: Drosophila willistoni
Lineage: Eukaryota; Metazoa; Arthropoda; Insecta; Diptera; Drosophilidae
Gene: NO66
Product: bifunctional lysine-specific demethylase and histidyl-hydroxylase NO66
Exons: 2
Coding region: 119-2581 (820 amino acids)
Cellular component (GO): nucleolus
Molecular function (GO): histone H3K4 demethylase activity; histone H3K36 demethylase activity
Source: RefSeq, a predicted model, not a curated record